AAUGUGGGAUCCGAGCCACGUCUGCAACCUACAACAGCUCAGGGCAACCCACUGAGUAAGGGCAAGGAUUGAAUCAGUCCAGAUUUUCCUCAAGGCAAGGUAAAAGGAAAGUGGCCUACUACUUGGCCAAGCCACCUUCUUGCCAAAAUUAUAACCUGGGUGCGAAUCAACACAGCUAGUUUGAGUUCUUGCCACCAAGCAGAGUAAGGAACACAAGUGCCUGAUUGUUUGGUCAAAAGGUGAAAGCUGGAGGCAGAGCCCAAAUUAUGAGACAGGAGUCCAAGGCAGAAAGAUGUUCUGGGACUAGCAUGCCUUUGCCAGUCCCACGCUUGAGCUGCUAGCAAGCACCAGCAGGCAGCCAGCAUUUGAAGUUCAGUGAAGACAGGCAAUCACUAUCAGAUUGCCUUGCUUCUGGAUAGUGAACUGCAAAAUCAAUUAGAGCAGGAACCAUAUCCAGGAGUGGAUGGAGUGGCUUGAAUAACACUAGGUCUUCUGUCAGGCUCCUCAGUUCCUUUGGAGGAAAGGCAAAUCUGAGCACAUUUGCUAUUAUAAGGAAAAGGCUGCACUAUAUCUCGCCUUUCCUAGGGGAACUGGAAAAAUUUACAUUUUACAUACACCAACGAAAGCUCACCUUGGGUUGGGUUGUGGAACUAGAGAAAAUGGAGGCAGGAGCCGCUCCCUGAGAGUCUUGGACGUGGAAGUGAGCAAGGACGUUAACACGAAUCCCAAGUGCAUGUUUUGCGAUGUUACCAUCUCCGUGCGGUCUCAAUCAACAGGUCUGAGGCUCCUGAGCCAAACUGGGCAAUGGCCCCCUGCCCAGAGUGCUUCUCCUUUAAUAGGUGGGGCCGGAGCCGCCGCGAGGCUCGGGCUUUGUACGUGUCGGAGGCGGAGCCUCAGCCGGCACUAGCAGCAUGGCCACCGGCGCCGCUGCUGCCUUGGGUUUCUUGAAUCAGGAGAGCCGCUGCCGGGCCGGGGGUGCCGGCAGUCUGCGAGUCCCUACCCCGGUCACUAUGGACAGUUUUUUCUUCGGCUGCGAGCUCUCCGGCCACAGUCGCUCUUUCACCUUCAAGGUAGAGGAAGAGGAUGAUGCAGAUCACGUGCUGGCUUUGACCAUGCUCUGCCUCACUGAGGGGGCCAAAGAUGAGUGUAACGUGGUAGAAGUCGUGGCCCGGAACCGUGACCACCAGGAGAUUGCAGUCCCUGUGGCCAACCUCAAGUUGUCCUGCCAACCCAUGCUCAGUUUGGAUGACUUCCAGCUCCAACCACCUGUAACCUUCCGCCUGAAGUCAGGCUCUGGCCCUGUGCGGAUUACUGGGCGGCACCAGAUUGUUACUAUGAGCAAUGACGUUUCUGAGGAGGAGAGUGAAGAAGAGGGGAGUGAGGAGGAAGAAGCUGAGUUGUGCCCCAUCCGACCUGCUAAGAAGCAGGGGGGCAGGCUCUAACCCUCCCUGGUCAGCUAGCAGCCUGCCACCUGCCAUGCACCAGGUUCCUGUGCAAGUUUCAAGAAUGUUGUACCAGAGGGGUGGGGUGGGAUAGGGCGGAUGGGGUCCUGGUUUGGUGCUAGGACAGAGGGAGUCCCAUUCUCCAUAGGGCCUUGAUGUUCUAGUCUUGUACCACACCUGGAGCUUUACUUUCUUCCAGCACUGGAAGGAACUCUGAACUUGUCCUGACUCUCUCUCCCCAUUUGCCUGUGAGGUUGGAGGUCAGCAUCUGAAGCUCAGGACUACACAUUUUUAACAUUUUUUACAUUUUUGGAUAAAGUUUGAAAUAAAGUGGUAUGGAGUUUUUUUGCA
Messenger RNA from Sus scrofa (pig), 1793 nucleotides. It is a transcript of the gene NPM3, whose product is annotated as nucleophosmin/nucleoplasmin 3. Lineage: Eukaryota; Metazoa; Chordata; Mammalia; Artiodactyla; Suidae. Gene Ontology annotation, cellular component: nucleolus; cytoplasm; nucleoplasm. The record is from RefSeq and is a predicted model, not a curated record. Gene Ontology annotation, biological process: chromatin remodeling. Gene Ontology annotation, molecular function: RNA binding; histone binding; chromatin binding.